AAAUUAGAAAUAAGUCAACAACAACUUCACCUUAUAUAUUAUAUUCCACCUUUGGUCAACUUUACUUAACUUAAACCCAAGAAUUAACUAAUUAUUUACUUUAUUUAUGUUUACGAUACGUUAAAAAGUAUACAUAUUUUUCUAACUAAUAUUUUAUCAUAAGCUAAUCAUGCCACUAACUGGUAUAAAAUUAGUAACAUUUGAUGUGACAAAUACAUUGUUAAAGUUUCGCAAACCUCCAUGGGAACACUAUGCUAAUGUAGCUAAAAAGUAUGGUUUUAACGGUGAAGGUAUAAGCAUUAAAAAUAAAUUAUUGAAUAACUAUAACCUUAUGUCAAGACAGUAUCCUAAUUUCGGAAAAGACUCCAUUUCGUGGCAGCAGUGGUGGGGCAAAAUCAUUGAGAUGACCUUUCAAGGCGAACUCCCUCCUGGUGCAAAUAUUGAUAUGAUUUCUGAAAAACUUAUUAAUGACUAUAAAACACCAAAUUGCUGGCAAAUAGCAGAAGGAAGUGAAGAUUUAAUUAGAUUAUUUAAACAAUUUAAUGUUACAAUUGGAGUAAUUUCAAACUUUGAUCCUCGUCUACAUGAAAUUCUAUUAAAUUUAAAUAUUAAUAAGUAUUUCGAAUUUAUAUUAACAUCUUAUGAAAUAGGAAUUUGUAAACCUGAUAAAAAAAUUUUUGAAAUUGCUCAAGCUAAAUGUAACAACUGUACCAAACCAUCGGAAUGCCUACACAUUGGGGAUGAUAUCAGUAAAGAUUAUGAAGGUGCUAAAGGAGCAGGGUGGCACGCUUUACUAAUUACGAAUGAACUGAAUUCCGUAAAGCCACAAAUGUUAACUAAAUCAGUUUUUAAUUUAAAAGAUCUAUGUACAUCAAUAGAAAAUAAUAAAUUAAAUUUAUCAUCUUAAAUAUUAUUUUAGAUGCUUUUAAUCUAGUAUUACUUUACCUUAUUUUAACUAUUUCUUUCAUACUAUUGUUACUGAUGUAGUAAUUUUUAAGAUAAGACCUGGAAACAGAAAACAUAAAAAAAAAUUUUAGAAACCCUUUUAUUGAUUGCCGUCAAACAGUAAUAGUAGUUAUUUAAAAAAUAUUACAAAAGAAAACUAAGAAAAUUUAAACCCUUUUAAAAUACACGAAAGCUUUUUACUGUUUGUCAUCUUCUUAGUGUUUGUAUAAACACCUAAAAUAAGAUUUAUUCAUAAUAAUAAGAAUUUGAAUUUGUUUUUACAAUCAAUAAAUAUUUAUUAGAAAAAAAAGAUGAAUAUUAUUUACAAAAUAUAGUUAAAUUUAAACUAAAUAAUAGAACCAGGAUCAUGACCUUUUAUAUCCUGUUGAAGUAUUAUAGGUUUCUAGUAAAUUGUAGGUACUAAAAAAUGUGUAUUUGUUGAAUUUAGAAUAUUUCUAUAUUACCUACCUAAAAUUUCCUAAUUUAUCUCAACUAAUGUUUUUAUGUAAAUAAAAGACAUGAUAUGAUAA
Molecule: messenger RNA, 1475 nt
Organism: Melitaea cinxia (Glanville fritillary)
Lineage: Eukaryota; Metazoa; Arthropoda; Insecta; Lepidoptera; Nymphalidae
Product: rhythmically expressed gene 2 protein-like
Exons: 1
Coding region: 170-907 (245 amino acids)
Source: RefSeq, a predicted model, not a curated record